Messenger RNA from Phalacrocorax carbo (great cormorant), 2906 nucleotides. The record is from RefSeq and is a predicted model, not a curated record. NCBI's taxonomy places the organism in Eukaryota, Metazoa, Chordata, Aves, Suliformes, Phalacrocoracidae.
GCACGGGCGGCCGGAGGAGCCCGGCGCGGACAGAGGAGGGCGAGGGGCGGGUUAAAAGCGGCGGCAGGUGAACGGGGAGGGACCUUAAAGCUCUGGGACGGCGGGGCUGGGAUCGGCCGCUCCGUAGGAACCGGCGGACCCGGGAGCGGAGGAGCGCGGCGCGCCGGUCGCGCCUCGGGGGCGCUGCUGAGCCGAGCCCCGCCAGGUAAAAGGACACAGAAAAGAUGGACUGGGGAACUCUGCAGGCUGUUUUAGGAGGUGUAAACAAGCACUCAACCAGCAUCGGGAAGAUAUGGCUCACAGUGCUGUUCAUCUUCCGUAUCAUGAUCCUGGUUGUGGCUGCAGAGAGAGUCUGGGGAGAUGAACAACAAGAUUUUGUCUGCAACACACUUCAACCUGGGUGCAGAAAUGUUUGCUAUGAUCACUUUUUUCCCAUCUCUCACAUCAGACUCUGGGCCCUGCAGCUGAUCUUUGUUUCCACACCCGCACUGCUGGUGGCCAUGCAUGUAGCUUACACCAGGCACGAGAAGAAAAGACGGUUCAGAAAUGGUGAGAAAAUUGAUAUUGAAGAGCUGAAAAAUGAAAAGAUUCACAUUCGGGGUCCCCUGUGGUGGACAUACACCAGCAGCAUCUUCUUCAGGAUCGUCUUUGAAGCAGUCUUCAUGUAUGUGUUCUACUACAUGUACGAUGGGUACCAGAUGCCUCGCCUCGUGAAGUGCAAUGCAUGGCCCUGCCCCAACACAGUGGAUUGUUUUGUGUCUCGGCCCACUGAGAAAACCACAUUUACUAUUUUCAUGCUUGCUGUGUCUGGGAUCUGCAUGAUGUUGAAUCUGGCUGAGUUGUGUUACCUAGUGGUAAAAAUUUGCAUGAAUGCAUCCCGGAAAACAACAGUUUUAAAAUAAUUCCCCAGUUUCAGGAUUUCCUAGCUCCCCAUUUCCCUCAAACUUUCUUAGGUGUCAGAAAACAUUCAGAAUAUUUUUCACACUCGAGGAAAAGGGUAAAAAUGAAAGUUCAUUCACGUUUAAGAAAUGGUAGUCUCCCUGGGAAGCUGCCACUAAGGCACGUUUUAAAGAUCAUGAGCUAAUUCAGUAUUCUUGCAUCCUCAAAUAGAAAGAGCAGCCAUCUGGCAGCAGCUUUUCCAAGUAUGCCUACUGCUGGGAUCCUGUUGCUGGGACAGAAUCACUUUUCAAAAAGUGGGACUGGAAAGGCCCAGAGAAGGGUCUAGUGCCCACAGGAGAGCCAGGAAUUACAAAUGCACUGUAUCAUCAUCAGAGGUGAGCCAGUAACAAAGGGUUUUGGUCAAAAGUGGGGUGAAGGGUUUUUCAGGAGAACUUAAUGAGAGGGAAGAAGACAGGGAGGGGAUUGUGUUUAUAGUAGGUGCCUAUAUGCUCUGAAGUAUUCUGGAGAGCAAGGAAAGAGCCUAGGAACGCAGGUACUCCAUGGUAAUGUGUACUAUCAGCUCUGCUGGGCAACAGCAAUGGUUUGUAUCUUUUUACCUCACCGGCACCGAGGAGCAACUCCUUCAGGGUUGGGGGUAGCCAGUCUCAACUGCUUGUGCAUGUCAUUAGGUCAGCACUGCUUCCCUGCACUCACAGGGGCUGCAGCAGCCGGAGGAAUAGUUUGUUUCUUCAUUCUCUCGGUCAGGUGAAAGAAAGGAUUGUCACCUUUGAGAAGGUGGGGCAGUGCAAUAGUCUUCCUUAUUCUCUUGUUCUCUCCCAACACUUUGUACAGAAUUGCAGUACAGUAGAUUUUAUUCAGUGAAAAGACUUUUUACCUCCUUCCUGUGCCUCCUUCAGCUGUGGAUCUUUAAAAGGUUGGUUUUGUGGUUGGUUUUUUUUUUUUUUUUUUUAGCAAAAGCCAAGAAAAAUUGCCUUGCUUCAUUCUAUUUGUGAUCCAAAAUAAGUGCUUCAGCACUUACAGGAUGAUAUGCCGUAGAUUGCACCUAUGAGUACUCCUUCUGUUAGUCCCUUUUCCCUAUCCAACCCACACAGCUUUUCUUAAUAAAACCUUCUACCUAUCUGAGGUACUUUUCAAGUGAGUCCCUCAAACCACUCCCAAUCUCUUAGAAGUUCCACACUGUGAGACUGAAUCACCCUUUCUUUUCUUAAGAGUAGGUCUAGCAGGAAUUGCAGACAGCUUGCAAAGCUAAAAUAGCAAAGGAACCCAAUCAGAAAUGAGCAGGAAGUAGAUGUUUUUCUUAAAGUUCGUGCUGCUGAGCUGUGAAUUGUGUAUUACUAACUUGAAGAAUUAUGUGAGUCAGUCUGGUCUUGUCUCUCCAAAGUAGUCUCAAAACAUGCUUUAUGCCUGUCACAGGCAGUUACACCAGCACAUACAGCAACACAGUUUGCCUCCCAAGUGCCUGCCUGUUGAACCCACUUCUAGGAAAGUGGCUGUUUCUCCUCCUUAGCUUUAAUAACUGGCUUCUCCCCAGAAUGAGUGAGUGCUGUCUCAGCUUCUCUAUUUGCAUCCAUCUCUUACUGUAUACUUAAGUUUAUCACUGUUGGAGUAAACAAAGCUGCAUCAAGACCCCUCACUGCACUGGAAGCAGAGCAUAAGCAGGUCCCAUUGCUUGUGACCUACAUCCAGUGUUACAACCUGACUGUGGAUGGAAAUCUCUCAUCUAAGAGGGGAGCAAGAAAAACACCAUCCUCAGAAGCAUGAACAAAAAGAUGGAAAGUGAUUAAUAAUGACCUGAACUGCAAACUUGGACUGUCAAAACAUCCUUAAUUCAACUCUAAAGAACAAGGCUUGGCACAUAUCGGGUUUGUGCUUGGUAAAGUUCCUGCAUUGUUUUGUGUACAAGUACAAAGAGAACAAUCUAAGCUCCCAGUGCUCUAGUAUUGCAUUUCUUUUGUAAAAAUGGGAUUUUUUUUUUCUGAAAUUCUAAUUAAAGCACUCUUGUGGCA